Cydia fagiglandana is the source of this 2350-nucleotide messenger RNA. It is a transcript of the gene RunxA, whose product is annotated as runt-related transcription factor 3. The record is from RefSeq and is a predicted model, not a curated record. Gene Ontology annotation, cellular component: nucleus. The transcript has 5 exons. NCBI's taxonomy places the organism in Eukaryota, Metazoa, Arthropoda, Insecta, Lepidoptera, Tortricidae. Gene Ontology annotation, molecular function: ATP binding; DNA-binding transcription factor activity, RNA polymerase II-specific; RNA polymerase II cis-regulatory region sequence-specific DNA binding. Bases 336 to 1781 code for a protein of 481 amino acids. Gene Ontology annotation, biological process: regulation of DNA-templated transcription.
CGAGAGCGACGCGCGUGACGGCGAUCGCGUAAAUACCGAGCGCAAAAAGUGCCGUCAGUGAAACUAGUGAAAAGUUUUUUCGCCGAGCGCGGGGGAGCCACCCCUCGGCGGCGGAAAAAAUCGGCGCCUCGCGCCCCUCGCGCGCCCCCGCCGAACUUUUCAUUCACCGAGGAAAAAAGUGUGGCAAGGCCGUCCGUGACGUCACCGCGUCAAGUGGCCACGCGUGUUCCCUAGCAACUAGUUGGCUCCGUAGUUUAUAGUGGUGAUGGUGUGUUGGUCAACGUGUGUGUUGACAGUGAGUGGACAGUGAGAUGUAGGUGGAGCCAGCUGACUCUAUGUGUAGCACGCAGAGACGGGUGGCGAGGAUGCACCUGACGGGUGCGAGCAGCGGCGCCGUGUCGCCGGACACCAGCUCGACGCUGCUGCACGAGACGUACACGAAGAUGACGUCGGACAUUCUGGCGGAGCGAACGUUGGGGGACUUUCUCUCAGAGCACCCCGGAGAGUUGGUGAGGACGGGCAGUCCUCACUUCGUCUGCACAGUAUUACCUCCACACUGGAGAUCAAACAAGACUCUCCCCGUUGCCUUCAAGGUGGUGGCCCUUGGGGAUGUGGGUGACGGCACGCUGGUGACCGUGAGAGCGGGGAACGACGAGAACUGCUGUGCGGAGUUGAGGAACAGUUCGGCCGUGAUGAAGAACCAGGUGGCCAAGUUUAACGACCUGAGGUUCGUCGGCCGCAGCGGUCGCGGCAAAUCGUUCACGUUGACGAUAACGAUAUCGACGACGCCGCCGCAGGUCACCACGUACAACAAAGCCAUCAAGGUGACGGUGGACGGGCCAAGGGAACCUCGCUCCAAAACCAUGCUUUCGCUUCUAGGGCAGCAACAGCAGUUCCACUUCGCGUUCGGGCAGCGGCCCUUCCCCUUCCCGCCGGACCCGCUAGGCGGGUUCCGCAUGCCGCCCAUCACUACCUGCCAAAACAUGAGCCAAUUCGGACUCAGCUCAAGCAACUCCCACUGGGGCUACGGGGGCGCGAGCGCAUACCCUGCGUACCUUUCGUCCUGCGCGGCCCCUACUGCGCCACAGUUCAACCCACCAGCAUUAGGGUUCGGUGGAAGCGUGCCUGACCAGACACCCUCGCAGGACUUUGGCACUAAUAAUACAGUGCUUCCCGACACGACGGCUGUGGACCUGGACCAGCAGCUGUCGGGGCUCGUGGGGUCAUCGCCCUCGCACCACCCCAGCCUCCUGCCCCGCUACAACAACAACACAGACUACAGCCUCUCCACCGGCCCGCGCUCCCUCAGCGACAACAGCUCGCAACCAGAGAGCCCUGUCCAAGACGACCUUCUAACAUCAAACACAACCACAAACAUCGCCAAUCACAACAGCUCAAACUUCCCUUCCUUAAUGGGCAGUCAGAAUACCUCUUACGGCAGCAGUAACUGUAACAACUCCUUAUAUCCCGUCUUACCAGCAAGUCUACUAUAUAGCCAACUCUAUACAGCAGCGAACCAGACGCACAACUUCCAUCCAUUACACUCGAACUCAAUACAUUCGACGCAGAACCACCACAAUGAGCUACAGACUAUGAUGGAUCAAAUAUCUUCAACGACUAACAAUCAUAGACAGCACGGGAAUCACGGACAAGAGUUAUUGCUCGGUGGAGGGAACUCUUGUGCUGCCGCCGCGGCGAGAGGGGAGGACGGCCGAGUAAAUAAUCUUGGACAACGGGGAAACCCACAACCAGACAGCAACACUGUUUGGCGACCUUACUAAAGUCAAUUUGACGCUUCUUUCUUUGAAGCGACGUUUCAGUAAAGGACACUGUGAAGUGGUGUGUAGAUACGUGAAUUUCUUGGUUAAUAAGAAAUAUUUAUGCAAAUAUCCCAGUUCAGAGCAAUGAUUGAAAUAUUUUUUAUUAAACAUAGCAAACGGGCGGUUUAUUUUCGAAAAGUCCAUGUCGAUGUGGGUACAGAAGAAAGAAGUUGUCAAUAAAAUUUAACAAUACGAUUGCAACGAAAUAGAUUUCGGAUGUUAAUUAUUAUGAUAGAAUGUACUUAAGUGUAAAAUGUAAAAACGUACGGGUAAAUUUGUUUAGUGAAAUUGUAUGUUCUUUGAAAUUCGCUCCCGUCCUAAAAUUAUACGACUUUGAUUUCAUUGAUUCAAAAGUAGUCGUGAUUUUUUGAAUUUUAUUCAAAAAUGUAAUUUGUAAAUAAGAAUCUGUGAAUAAUUUGUUGUAAAUGCGUAAUAUUAAGUGCAAUAGAUGUGCAAUUAUAACGUUGAGUAGAUGUAUACUGAUAGACUAAGAGACGCUGUCUGUUGGGAAUGUGACGUAUGUCCAUAGU